AUAUCUCUUGUAAAAACAACUUGAGAACGUUAUAUUACACUUAAUAUUUUUUUUUACCGAGUUACAAAAAUUAUAUCAAACAUAAACUAGAAAAAAAAUUAACAAAUUAGAACAUUUAUGGUACAUACAAAUAUCUUAAAAAUAGCCUAGUGGUAGCCGAUACGGUAUAAUCCAACUAUUUAUUGCGAGGCACAACUUCUCUAAGCAUUAUCACCUCACAGUGGUAAGGGCAUAGGCUAAGCCCCCCAAAAAAGUUUAAAGUUUAUUCAAUAUUAUCAAAGUCGGACUUUACUCCCCCCCCCCCCUAAACUCAAACACUAUUUGCGGCUAUUGGUAAGGGAUUGAUUUGGUAAGGGCUAUUGGUGUUAAUUGAACCACGGCAAGUGUUUUGCAUUUGUAAUAUAAUACUAUAUUGUGCUUAAUAUAAAAUGUCUUAGUGAUUUAUUUAUUAAUUCUAUUUUAUACAUUUUAUAAUUUUAAAAAGUUUCAUCAAGAAGUCGAUCCCCAAAACGGUAUUAUGCAGGUCAACUCACUGCAGUAACCACUCUCUAUGCGUUUUAUUUAAAACCGGAUUUUCUGUACGAAUAAAAAACUAGGUAGGAAUACGUUUUAAUUUCAUCAUUCGCUGUAUAAUAAAUUUUGAACCGUUCAACUACAUCAAGUAGGAACGUUUAAUCUUUUAUCGCGUGUCGAGCGGGACUUCAUCGAAGCAUUCGAAGCAUGCGCUUGCACUGAUCAUGGGAUUGUAUGUACCUACUCGUCGUUAAUUAACGGGAGAUAACAAACGAAUAUUGUGAAUAUUGUGAAAAUACAUUUCGAUUUUUACGUGCCAAGAGUUAAUUAUUUUUACACAUCGAUUUCUCAAGAGUACCCAAGUUAUCGAAAAACACUCAAGGGUGUUAAGUUAUUCUGUAGAAUCAAUUUUUGAUCAUGAAUAAACCAUACACAACUAAAUGCGAUCCCGAGGAAGCUGUAGUAGCUAACAAAUCUACUAUGCCAAACACACCUAAUCUGAAAGGAGAUUGGUUAAACUUCAACUUGUUGUUAUUGCUUUACGUUCUACAGGGAUUUCCAAUAGGCUUAUCCGGUACUCUUCCAAUCAUUUUACAGAGUAGAAAAAUGGUGACUUAUGAAGAACAGGCUUUAUUUAGUAUUGUGCUUUGGCCUUAUACAUUGAAAGUUUUAUUUGCCCCAUUAGUAGACUCAUUAUACGUACAACGGAUUGGAAGAAGAAAAUCUUGGUUAUUACCUCUUCAAUAUUUAGUAGGGACAAUUUUGAUGUAUACGGCAAAUAAUAUCGAUGAUUGGUUGCCCGAAUCUGGGAAGCCAAACCUAACGAUGAUCGUAUGUGUGGUAUUUGCUAUCAAUGUCCUCUCCGCAAUUCAAGAUAUUGUCGUUGACGGUUGGUCUUUAACCAUGUUGAAAAAAAAUAACGUGGGUUAUGCUUCUACGUGUAAUGCUACUGGAUUACCAAUUGGAAUGUUUAUUGGUUCAGUUUGUCCAAUUCUGCUGGUAUCUGAGGACUUCAACAAUAAAUAUUUUCGAGUUAUGCCUACCACUGGUGGUUUAAUGACAUUGCAAACUUUUAUAUAUUUGUGGAGCAUUAUAUUUUUAUUAAUAACUACAUUAAUUGGUAUAUUUAAAAAGGAGAAAGAUAAUAAAUUAGAAUUGGACCACGUAAAGAUCAGCGUUUUUCAAAAUUAUAAACUGCUAUGGGACAUUUUAAAGAAGCCUAAAAUAAGACUAUUAGCAAUAGCAUUGCUAACAGCAAGGUUUGGAUUUUCUGGAAUGGACACUGCAUCGGAUUUGAAAUUAAUCGAUGCCGGGAUAUCUAAAGAUGACAUUAUGAUAAUAGAAACCGGCAUGUAUGCUGUAAAAUUUAUCAUGCCAAUUUUCGUAUCCAAAUACAUUUCUGGUCCUAAACCGAUGGAUCUUUAUCUGACGAUGACACCAAUCAGAUUGAUUUGGAGUAUUACUUACAUGGUAUUGAUUUACUACACUCCGAGCUUAAUAAAUAAUAAUGGAGAUAUAAAAGUACCGAUUUAUUAUUAUUUCUCAUUAACAUUAAUUUUUGCAGUAAAUACGAUGCUGAGUUUUUUCAUGUUAUUAGCAUUAUACGCUUUCUUCUGUCGAUCAAGCGAUCCACGUUUUGGCGGCACGUACAUGGCGUUAUAUAAUACAUUUUAUUUUCUGGGAUGGUUAAUACCUAAUACUUUGGUUCUAAAAAUGAUCGCUCUUCUAACUUUUAGUACAUGCUCAAACGACAUCCGAAACAGUUGCCUCACACCAGAUUUAAAAAGUGUAUGUGCUGUAAACGGCGGAAGUUGUGAAGUUUUUGUGGACGGUUACUUUAUAACAAUGAUCAUCUGUAUGGUCAUUGGAUUCAUCUGGUACUUUUUAUACAGAAAUAAACUUAAAAAUUACAAGCCAAUGAGCACCUCAGAAUGGUCAGUAAAUGUGUCGUAAAUCAUUUGACAGAAAUAGUGAAUUUAGUGCACUCUAAACAAUUUGAACAACUAGGUGUCAAUAUUACCUAUUAUCGAUGAUAUUUAAAAAUUGAUUCAUUGAAUUUGUUUUAUUGAAAAUGUAUAGUAAAAAUUAUGUUACAAUUAUCAAAAAAAUGAACGAAUAAAACAAAAAAAAUUUCAAA
Acyrthosiphon pisum (pea aphid) is the source of this 2650-nucleotide messenger RNA. RefSeq names its product acetyl-coenzyme A transporter 1. The transcript has 10 exons. Gene Ontology annotation, molecular function: acetyl-CoA transmembrane transporter activity. Lineage: Eukaryota; Metazoa; Arthropoda; Insecta; Hemiptera; Aphididae. Gene Ontology annotation, cellular component: membrane. The record is from RefSeq and is a predicted model, not a curated record. The coding region runs from base 931 to 2466 and encodes 511 amino acids. Gene Ontology annotation, biological process: acetyl-CoA transmembrane transport.